This is a messenger RNA of Sabethes cyaneus, 555 nucleotides long. Its product is annotated as circumsporozoite protein-like. The transcript has 2 exons. Bases 1 to 555 code for a protein of 184 amino acids. The record is from RefSeq and is a predicted model, not a curated record. Lineage: Eukaryota; Metazoa; Arthropoda; Insecta; Diptera; Culicidae.
AUGCGAAAGAAUGGCCAAAGAGUAUCUCCCAGUUCUGGCCAUGGAGCAUCUCCCAGUUCUGGUCGUGGAGCAUGUCCCAGUUAUAGCCCUGGAGCAGGUCCCAAUUCUACCCCUACAACAUGUCCCAGUUCUAGCCCUAGAGCAUCUCCCAUUUCUAGCCCUGGAGUAUGUCCAAGUUCUAGCACUGGAGCAUAUCUCAGUGCUAGUUCUGGAGUAUGUUCCAGUUCAUGCUCUGGAGUAUGUCCCGUUUCUAACUCUGAGGCACGUCCCAGUUCUAGCCCUGAAACGUGUCCCAGUUCUAGUCCUGUAGCAUGUCCCAGUGCUAGUCCUGGAGGAUUUCCCAAUUCUAGGCCUAGAGCAUGUCCCGUUUCUAGCCAUGGAGCAUGUCCCAAUUCUAGCCCUGAUGCAUGUCCCAGUUCUCACCCUGAAACAUGUCCCAAUUCUAGUCCUGAGGCAUGUCCCAGUUCUAGCCCUGAAACGUGCCCCAGUUCUACUCCUGUAGCAUGUCCCAGUUUUAGUUCUGGAGCAUGUCCCAAUCCGCGGUUUCACGGCUAG